This is a messenger RNA of Rodentolepis nana, 408 nucleotides long. Lineage: Eukaryota; Metazoa; Platyhelminthes; Cestoda; Cyclophyllidea; Hymenolepididae. The record is from the annotation of a GenBank genome assembly.
AUGGUGGAACUUGGCCAACGUUCAGGCUUUAGUCUGGUUGGAGUAGCCGGAUCGGACCUUAAGGAACGUCAAACUACUCCUGUUUUGGCUAUGCUUUGGCAACUCAUGCGAGCUUACACUUUGUCUUUGUUGGUGAGAUUGGCUGAGGAUACGGAAGAAGACCCGGUUGGCUAUCACCGAGCACGUUCUCCUGUUAUAAGCAAACCAAUCAUCUCCGAACGCGGAAUCAUCGAUUGGGUGAACGGUAGACUGGCUCAAGCACACAAAACUCGCCGAAUUUCAGUGACUGCUGGAUUCUCAGACUUUGAAUUAAGAAACGGACUUUUGAUUAUUGAUUUAUUGGAAGCUAUCCGUCCAGGAUGUGUGGAUUACAGCGUGGUCAAUAUGGGCCUUACUCCCGAGGUAUGA